GGCUGACUUCGCCCUGACUGAUGGGUAUCACACAACUUUUCUAACUAGUUCGGAAAGUGAGCACUUGUUUACAUUGGCAUCAGGGCUGAAUAUACAUAUAUGCCAACCUUCCGAAUACUAUUUGUCUGUUUUGUCGUUAAAUAUUUUUGAUGAAGUUGAGUCAUGAAACUGUGACCAUCGAGUUAAAGAAUGGAACGCAGGUCCAUGGUACGAUAACAGGUGUGGACGUUGCGAUGAACACCCACUUGAAGGCCGUCAAGAUGACAUUGAAGAACAGGGACCCAGUUCAGUUGGAUAGCCUGAGCAUUCGUGGGAACAACAUCCGAUACUAUAUCCUUCCAGACAGCCUGCCCCUGGAGACACUCUUGAUAGAUGACACACCCAAAGCUAAGGCAAAAAAGAAGGAAGCUGCUCUUGGCCGUGGCAGGGGCAGAGGACGUGGCCGAGGAAGAGGACGGGCCAGGGGCCGUGGCAGACGAUAGUAGCAGAGUGUCAAACAUUAUCCGACGCCAUCUCGGGGGUGGCAAGAAGUUCACAAACAUCCCACACCAUACUCUUUUGUAUAUAUGUGUACUGGUGUUCAUCUCUCAUACCUGUACUGUGGUAAUUAAAAGCUGCUCCGAAAAAUUGAA
Molecule: messenger RNA, 632 nt
Organism: Ornithodoros turicata
Lineage: Eukaryota; Metazoa; Arthropoda; Arachnida; Ixodida; Argasidae
Gene: SmD1
Product: small nuclear ribonucleoprotein Sm D1
Exons: 4
Coding region: 150-482 (110 amino acids)
Biological process (GO): spliceosomal snRNP assembly; RNA processing
Cellular component (GO): U5 snRNP; commitment complex; U1 snRNP
Molecular function (GO): RNA binding
Source: RefSeq, a predicted model, not a curated record